AUGGAGGACCUAUUUUCACUGCCCAUCUUCUUCAUCACCUUCCGCGAGUCCCUUGAGACCGCCAUCAUCGUCUCGGUCCUGCUCGCCUUCAUCAAGCGCACUUUGGCAACUCAAGAUGACCCCGUGCUCUAUCAAAAGAUGGUGCAGCAGGUCUGGUUCGGCACCGUCGCUGGCCUGCUGACGUGCGUUCUCAUCGCCGUUGCCAUCAUCAGCGGAAUCCACAGCCUCGGCGCGGAGCAGUUCGCCGCCGCCGAGAGCAUCUGGGAGGGCGUCUUCUCCCUCGGCGCCUCCCUCAUCAUCACCGCCAUGGGCGCCGUGCUCCUCCGUGUGACGAAGCUCCAGGACAAGUGGCGUGCGAAGCUGUCCAAGGCUCUUAACGCUACCGAGAGUCACUCUGGCCCCUGGGGUGAGCGUCUCAAGUAUCUCGGCGAGAAGUACGCCCUGUUCCUGCUGCCUUUCAUCACGGUCCUGCGAGAGGGCUUCGAGGGUGUCUUGUUCAUUGUCGGUGUUGGUGUGAGCAUUCCCGCCGGCGCCAUUGCUCUUUCCUCGGUCCUCGGACUCGCUCUCGGUGCCUUUGUUGGUUACUUCAUCUACAAGGGCUCCAAAACCGCACCCAUUCAGCUCUUCCUCAUCGUUUCGACCUGCUUCUUGUACCUCAUUGCUGCUGGCCUCUUCUCCAAGGGUGUCUGGCACUUUGAGCAGAACGAGUGGAACAAGAUUGUCGGCGGUGACGCCGCAGAGCUGGGCUCCGGGCCUGGCUCCUACGACAUUCGCAGGAGUGUUUGGCACGUAAACUGCUGCAACCCCGACCUCAACGGCGGCGGCUUCUGGGGAAUCUUCAACGCCGUCCUCGGCUGGCAAAACUCCGCCACGGUCGGCUCCGUCGUCUCCUACAACCUGUACUGGGUUGCCGUCGCCACGGGCUUCUUCGCCAUGAUCUGCAACGAGAAGGGGUACUGGCCCUUUGCGAAGAAGGACAAGCACGUGGAGCACGAGGGCGACGACCAAGAGCCUCUCCUCAGCAGGCCCGCGAGGUAA
This is a messenger RNA of Colletotrichum aenigma, 1038 nucleotides long. RefSeq names its product High affinity iron permease ftrA (gene ftrA-1). Lineage: Eukaryota; Fungi; Ascomycota; Sordariomycetes; Glomerellales; Glomerellaceae. Gene Ontology annotation, biological process: iron ion transmembrane transport. The record is from RefSeq and is a predicted model, not a curated record. The transcript is spliced from 5 exons. Gene Ontology annotation, cellular component: high-affinity iron permease complex; plasma membrane. The coding region runs from base 1 to 1038 and encodes 345 amino acids. Gene Ontology annotation, molecular function: ferrous iron transmembrane transporter activity.